Messenger RNA from Vitrella brassicaformis, 2728 nucleotides. The record is from the annotation of a GenBank genome assembly. Lineage: Eukaryota; Vitrellaceae.
GUGUGUGGUGUGCGUGGGGGCGAUCCAGUCCAUUCCGACUGGCCGGCUAUGCUGCUGCCCCCUUGCUGCCCACACACACACACAUACACACACAUGGAUGCGUUGGAUGCGUCGAACCUCGGUGCGCUACGCUGACUCUGUCUCAGCUACUUGCUACUUGCUGCUGCUGCUGGUGUAUUGUGUUGUGUGCCGUGCAUCACCCAUCCCGUCCGUACAUCCCGUCCGUCCAUUCCAUGAGUGAGUGUUGGUGUUGUGCAGUGCAGACCAACCAACAAUACUUGCCUGUGUGGUCUGCACUGAUUGCGCGAGUGUCUGAGUGAGUGUCUGACAUCAAUCACUAUCUAUCUACUAUCUGUCUCCUUGAUCCAUUCAUCCAUCGCUCAUCACAUACAGAGAGAUGCACAGAUGGGUCCGUCAACACAGACACACAUUUCACGCAACGAACGAGAAAUGCCGCCCUCUCUCUGCCGGCUGACGGGUCUGGUCUGCUCAUCACACCGUCGCAUCAGAUUCGCCGCCCUAGCUGUGCUUCCUGGUCACUCACUCCUCAGUGUAGCCGAGCCACCUGAGGCAGCGAUGCUGCAAGGAGCAGAAACCGGGCGACUAACACCCACAUGACUCCAACCAGACACACUCCAAUCCAAGACGCAUCCGAUCUGACUGCUACAUGGAUGGCCAAAAAACUCUCAGUGCCUGCCUGGCUGGCUGGCUGGCUCUUGACACACGCAGCAUAAGAUGACAUGGAUGCAGCAGCGCACACCCAGUCACGAGUGCUUGGACAGGUAGUCGGCCACACCCUCAGCCUGACGCACAGACAGACAGACAGACAUGCACGUGGAUUGGCCACACGUGUGUGUGUGUGUGUGUGUCUAGCUUGUGUCUCACCGAUGCCUUCAUUGCAGGUGCACCCUUCGUCCAGUUCGCCGGGCACACCUAGGCACACGCACACACGCACACACAGGUACGUACGAAAAGACCGAGAUUGAGGCCGCCACUCUAUCCAGCUGCGUGGCUGUUUGUGUGGACAAUAAGUACCUCGCCGUGUUUCUCGGUGUACUGCAGGGCAUCGAUGAUGCGCAGACACUGGAAAGGCGACAGACAGACAGACAGACAGACACACAAGUUCGGAUGAUGGCUGGCCAGCUGGCUGUCCGCCUGUCAGCCCCCCCGCCCCCCCCCCCGGCACCUCGUCGACGGAUCUGCCGAGUGGCAGGUCGUUGACGAGCAUGUGGCGGACCACCCCCUCCUUGUCGAUGAGGAAGAGACCGCGGAGGGCCACGCCGCCAUCAAGCAGCACCUGCACACACCACACAGGGAAGUAGAGCUCAGCUACAUGGCAUGGCGACCAUCCCAUCCCUCCGUGUGUGCGGAUGGCCUGCGAGUGAGUGGCGUGCGGUGCGUACGCCGUAGUUCCUUGAGAUGGACUUGGUGACGUCGGCAACCAGGGGCAUCUUGACGCUACCGAUGCCGCCCUGCACCCAACACCGAUUUAUUGCAUCGCACCGAACUGCACUGCACACUGCACUGCGCGGCAUACCUUGUCGAGCGGCGUCAUUUUCCAUCCAUAGUGGCAGAACUGAGAGUCGAUGGACACACCCAACACCUGCACACACACACACACACACACCGCUGUGCGUGUGUUUCUGCCUGUGUGGCCUGCAUGGCCUUCGUGUCAGUGCUCGCCUCGGCGUUUCUCUCGUGGAACUGCGGCAGCGCCUUGUCGAAGGCGAUGAUCUGAAUGGAAUGCACCAGACAAGACACACCACACCACACCACACCACACCACACCAAGGACGUGAUAAAUGCGGCGCGGCAGGCCAUCCAUCACUUCAUGAUGAGUGUUGCAGUGCACUGAUCUGAUCCACCUCACCUCGGACGGGCAGACAAAGGUGAAGUCAAGAGGGUAGAACAGCAGCCUGACAGGCACCAAAGCAGACAGACACAGAGGCACACAUCACAUCGACUAGACUACCUCCUCCACACGUCUGUCUGUCUGUCGGUGUGCUCACACAACGUAUUUGCCUUUGAGGUCCGCCAGGCUGAGCUUCUUGAUGGAAUUGUCGGCAAACACAGUGUCAGCAGUGAACCCUGCACCACACACACCCACACACACACACACACACGCCACGCGCACAUACAUGCAGAUCAGAUCUUCAAUGCCGUGAGUGCAUCGCCUCGUUGGCCUCUCAUCUGCCCAUCUACUGUACUGUACGGUACCCGGGGCAGGUUUCUGCACGAGGCACUGGUAGUGGUGCGUGCCGGUGGAGAAGACGCGAUGCGCUCCGACACAUGCUGCCGCCGCCCGGCUGCUGGCGAGGCUGCUGCUGGAGCAGAUCGCGGUGCGCGAGAUGGUGCUGGCCAGAGGGCGCAUCAGGGACUGCAUUGCUGCCGAUUUGAGAGUUGCGUGGUUGCGCGGGGGCGAGCUGAACACGAGAUGGGUACGAGAGGGGCGAGAAUCGCGAUGAGCCGAGACGGUUCCCCCUUGUGCUCCUUCAUUCAUCAUUCACUCCAUCGACUAGUCAACAUGCAGCGCUGUGUUGUCCCCCCACCUAGAUCACAUCACAUGGCAUCUUACAUAACCCACUAGACAUUUCCAUAGAGUGUGCGGUGUGCAAAGGUAGCAACAGUCAGAGCCUCCUGGUGUGCCUUGCAACGGUGCAUGGUGUAUUGGUGAGUCCAAAAGGUCAAAACCGACGCACCACGCGGCGUUAUUGUGCACACGUGUGCG